AUGUCUUCACCUCAACCUCUUCGCAUCGCCGUCUUUUCCUGUGGUCCUGUCGAAGGAAAAAUGAACACGGAGCUCGGAUACACUCUCGGCGCCGAAGGAACCCGGGAGCUCUACCACAAGCUGCUCACCGAAAACCCACAGAUCGCCAACCCGCUGGAUCCCACCAAAAAGAUAUUCAACCCUGAGCUCGCCGCGAUCGCCGUAAACUUGCAGACCACAGUCUACGAUGUCUUGGGCGACGGGAAGCCCGUCCCGACCGAUGCCGCCAAUUUUGACGACACCGAUCCUCGUCUCCCUUCUGAAGACGUACUUGGCACCAUUGACGCGAUCAUUGUGUCUGGGUCAGGCGAAAGUGUUCGCUACGUAGAGGACGAACACGAGAGAGGUCAAUGGGAGGGGAAGAUCAGGAGGCUGCAACGGUACCUUCGUUAUGUCAUCGACAACCAUCCGCGCAUCAAAGUAAUUGGCAUCUGCUUUGGGCACCAGAUCCUGUCGUUUGCCAGCGGAAUGGCGGUCGACAGGAACCCUCUAGGGUGGGAGGUUGGCCCCACGAACGUCAUUCUGAAUGAUCUUGGGAAGAGCGUCUUCCAGAAAGGCGCUUUGAUCAUCCAACAGAUUCACCAAGACCAUGUCCUCCUAAACGUUGGUAUUGGUGGGACUGGUGAUAGCGGUAGUGGAGGAUACGGAGCGGCACCGCCGCCCGGCAGUGAACGUCCCAGCGACGAGGUGGUCAUCGACAAGGAUGUUACCCCAAUCGACGGACUUGGCCGUUGGGGCCACUCCGACCUCACCUCGAACCAGGGCAUGGUCAAGUUCACCGAAGACGUGGUGGAUGACCUCGAUGAGCCUACGCUCCAUCUCGGAGCGCUGGAGAAGAUUCACAUCUUCACGUCGCAGGGCCAUCCCGAGCUCGACAGAGACAUGAUCAGAGUAUUGAUCGAGGAUUACAGUGAGCCACAGAAUCCGGGUGGCAUUCCAGCGGAUCGUGCGCUGGCUGCUUUGGCCAGAAACGAAGAUAAGAGCUUCGAGCUCAGCGUUGACGAUCUCGCGAUAGUUUAUUGGCAGAUGCUGAAAGGUGCUUGGAACGCGAAGAACGCGGCGUAGAUAGUCCAAGGUGCAACGAGCGAUAUACUGUGUGUACUAUAGCAGGCCUAAGAGCGAC
Molecule: messenger RNA, 1162 nt
Organism: Coniophora puteana RWD-64-598 SS2
Lineage: Eukaryota; Fungi; Basidiomycota; Agaricomycetes; Boletales; Coniophoraceae
Exons: 4
Coding region: 1-1104 (367 amino acids)
Cellular component (GO): nucleus; cytosol
Source: RefSeq, a predicted model, not a curated record